UCUCUUCUCUAGCUCCUCCUGCUGAUCACAUAUUUAAUAUACGGUCAUGUGAACAAACUGCGUCCAGAAAGGCGCUAUAUAAACCUACAGCUUCUCUGUCUGAGGACACUUACACUGCUUUAGGACACUUGAGGACACUUGAGAGAACCGCGGCACAGCUGUCAUAAUGUCUCACGGAUGGGGAUACGCAGACCACAACGGACCUCAGAAAUGGUGUGAAAACUUCCCCAUUGCUAAUGGACCUCGCCAGUCUCCAAUAGACAUUCAAACCAGUGGAGCGUCUUAUGAUGCUACACUGAAGCCGCUGAAACUGAAGUAUGACCCCACCACUUCACUGGACAUCCUGAAUAAUGGACACUCUUUCCAAGUGACCUUCGCCGAUGAUAACGACAGCUCAAUGCUGACAGACGGCCCGAUCUCAGGUAAAUACAGACUCAAACAGUUCCACUUCCACUGGGGGUCCAGUGACGACAAAGGCUCCGAGCACACAGUCGAUGGGAAAUGCUACCCAGCCGAGCUCCAUCUGGUCCACUGGAACACAAAAUAUCCCAGCUUUGGGGAAGCAGCCAAUAAGCCUGAUGGUCUUGCUGUGGUCGGAGUUUUUCUGAAGAUCGGUGAAGACAAUCCUAAGCUUCAGAAGGUUCUGGAUGCUAUGGAUGCUAUCAAGUCCAAGGGAAAGCAGACCUCAUUCACAAACUUUGACCCAACCUGCCUGCUCCCGAAAUCUCUGGAGUACUGGACGUACCCAGGGUCUCUGACAACCCCCCCUCUGUACGAGAGCGUCACAUGGAUCGUCUGCAAGCAGCCAAUCAGCGUUAGCUCUGCGCAGAUGAAAAAAUUCCGAUCUCUGCUUUUUACCGCAGAGGAAGAGAAGGCCUGCUGCAUGGUGAAUAACUAUCGCCCCCCUCAACCUCUUAAAGAUCGCAAAGUCUGUGCCUCUUUCAAGUGAAGGAUCCCCCAGACCCCGCCACCCCUUCCCCCCUUCCUUAGUAGGAUUUGCAAGCGCGGG
Rhinichthys klamathensis goyatoka is the source of this 1009-nucleotide messenger RNA. It is a transcript of the gene ca2, whose product is annotated as carbonic anhydrase II. Lineage: Eukaryota; Metazoa; Chordata; Actinopteri; Cypriniformes; Leuciscidae. Gene Ontology annotation, molecular function: carbonate dehydratase activity; zinc ion binding. The record is from RefSeq and is a predicted model, not a curated record. Gene Ontology annotation, biological process: carbon dioxide transport. Gene Ontology annotation, cellular component: cytoplasm. The transcript is spliced from 7 exons. The coding region runs from base 167 to 949 and encodes 260 amino acids.